Penicillium paradoxum is the source of this 1128-nucleotide messenger RNA. RefSeq lists its product as uncharacterized. The transcript is spliced from 3 exons. The record is from RefSeq and is a predicted model, not a curated record. Bases 1 to 1128 code for a protein of 375 amino acids. NCBI's taxonomy places the organism in Eukaryota, Fungi, Ascomycota, Eurotiomycetes, Eurotiales, Aspergillaceae.
AUGGCGGCUCGGACUUUGUCAAACAUGCGCAAGGCCCAGUCCCUUCUUCGGGAGUGCCAUAAUUGGCUUGUGGAAAACAACGAGACCUUGCUGGCAAUUGAGUUCUGCCGUAUUGAAGGCGAACUCGCGCUUCUUUUUGAGCGCAAAUGCUUCACCACCUCGCCGUGCGUCGGACUGCCCCCCGGCUUCCUCCACCUUGGUCCGAGACGCAGGAACAAUCGCGGGUCCGGUAAUGGAGGCCAGAGGCCUCCGGCAAACAAGGCUUCGAGCCAGGGUCCUCCUGUCAGUCGAACUAGCGGCAGACAAAACCCGCCGCCCCGGGCCCGAAGAGGUGGCUCGGGGAACGUGCAAAACGCCCCGCCCCGCCCCACCGGACAACAGAACCCAUCGGCCCGGGAUACAGCAAACCGUCUCGCCCUGACACAAGGCACCUCGAUCCGCAGCGUCCCCACCCAGAAGGCCAUUCAGGCCCCUCCUGUGAAGAAAGCACCACCGCCAACAGGGGUGCUCGUCAAUUUCAAUGACGACGUGGAGUUUGUCAAAUUGCUGCCAAGCAUGGUGGCCGAGAUGGAGACCGUGAAGGCCCAUCUUGAACCGAAAGACAGGCAGAGCUUGUCCGAGCGGCCCGCUACAGUAAGUAGUGCUGAGCCAGCUUCUGGUGUGUCGACUGAAGAUACCCCGGUCUGCAGCCACCGCCGUCCCCCGGUGGCUGAAGGAAGUGUCGCCCCGGCUCUGUCGCUGGAGGACUCCAUUGGUACCGGCGUGGUUGAGACGUUCCCCGAGUUUGCCAACAUCGGGGCUCCCACGGAGGGCGUGUUGAUAGAUCUGGCCGAGGAUAUCACUGUUGUUCUUCCGGCUGAAUCGGAUGUCGACACGGACAAUACCACCCCUUCAGCAAAGGAGGGUGUUCCUGCGGCCGAACUUGAUAUCAAGUUCGAUGAGAGUCCUCACUCGGUGGACCCGGAGAACGAGGACGAAAUCGUUUUCCGGGGCGGGAAGGUACCGGAGGUCGGUCGCGAGUUUAGGGCGGUGUUUGUCAGUACGGACAUUGACCCUGAAACCGUCCGUUCUGCUCUCGAUCUUCGGGAAGUACUCGAGAAGUACUCGGAGGUGGUCAUUUGCAAGUGA